Messenger RNA from Emericellopsis cladophorae, 1647 nucleotides. Its product is annotated as Dihydrosphingosine 1-phosphate phosphatase-like protein. Gene Ontology annotation, cellular component: endoplasmic reticulum membrane. The transcript has 4 exons. The coding region runs from base 1 to 1647 and encodes 548 amino acids. The record is from RefSeq and is a predicted model, not a curated record. Gene Ontology annotation, molecular function: sphingosine-1-phosphate phosphatase activity. NCBI's taxonomy places the organism in Eukaryota, Fungi, Ascomycota, Sordariomycetes, Hypocreales, Bionectriaceae.
AUGUCCCACCCCAAAGCGAGCGGCGAAGGCGCAGACGUACCUGACGCUGGUCUGCGUAGUCUCGACCACUACAAGAGAGCGCUUCCCAAAUGGCGGUAUGCUUUGCGCCAGAGCGCACUCCCUCUGAUACGAUGGGAGACACCCUAUCUGGCAUGGAUGCAGGAUAACCUACGCACGCCAGCGCUGGACAGCUACUUUGCCAUCACGGCGAACUUGGGGACGCAUACGUUCUUCAUGAUUGGGUUGCCGAUCCUCUUCUGGUGUGGCUAUCCGGCGUUUGGGAAGGGUCUUGUGCAUAUCCUGGCUCUUGGGGUGUUUUGGACAGGGUUCAUCAAGGACUUCUACUCGCUUCCCCGACCUCUGUCGCCGCCUUUACAUCGGAUCACCAUGUCUGGCUCCGCAGCCCUGGAAUAUGGGUUCCCCUCGACACAUAGCGCCAACGCAGUCUCGGUGGCUGUCUAUGGCUUGUUGUUGCUGAAGGAUCCGGACAAUGCGCUGCCGCCAACGACCAGGUUUUGUCUAGAGAUCCUCGCCUACUUUUAUGCCGUCUCGAUUGUAUUUGGGAGGCUGUACUGCGGAAUGCAUGGGUUCCUUGAUGUGAUCAUUGGUUCGAUACUGGGAGCAGCGAUUUCGCUCGUCGAGUUUUAUUACGGCCCGCCACUGGAUGAGUACAUGCACUCAAGCUCAUGGAUUGCGCCGUUCAUUGCCGGGUUGGUUAUAUUAAUCCUCGUUCGGAUUCACCCCGAGCCAGCAGACGACUGCCCCUGCUUCGACGACAGUGUAUCGUUUGCCGGCGUGGUCAUUGGCCUUGAGAUCGGAACAUGGACAUAUGGUCGCAUCCCAAUGGACCCUUGGGAGACGCACGCUCAUGGCGGUAGCACUGUCGAUAUCACCCCGUUAGGUUUGCUCACCAAUGUGGCGAGAAUUGUCAUCGGGGUCCUCAUCGUCUUUCUCUGGCGUGAAUCAAUGAAGCCCAUCCUCCUCAAGACCCUCCCAUCGCUGUUUCGUCUCAUCGAGACAUCAGGGUGGAGUCUGCCCAGGAGAUUUUUCACGCCGGCGAGUGAGUACAAAUCUGUCCCACCUGGAUCAAAGUUGGACACCAUGUUUCCGGCCGCGUCCGACUUUCCACGCAUGGUGGAAAGCAUUCGUCACCCAACAACCCGCGGACGAUCCGUCUCCAUUGGCCCACAGAGCGCAGCCGAUGCGUACGAGGCCUUGGCUUACCGAGAGCGCAAGAGGCGGGAGAGCUUGAGCAGCAACCCAAGUCUGAAAAGCAGGAACAGUAACAUGGAGCUAAAAAGCACCAAAGAGGAAGGCCCUUCUGAUUGUGCACAAACGUCUGGCGCGCAGCAGUCGUCGUUGCAACAGUACAAGGCACAGAUGGGCGACGUGGCCGAGACGGAUGCUGGCAGAGAGUCGCAAGGGCAGAAUGGCCAUGCGCAGGUGCAUGCCGUCGUAGACGAGCAUAACGAAAAUGAUGAGGAAAAGAUGUUCUCGCUGCUGGUGCGGCCUCGUGUGAGGUAUGAUGUCGAGGUCGUCACCAAACUCGUCGUUUACGCGGGCAUUGCAUGGUUCGCAACAGCAGGCAUCCCCAUCAUUUUCGAGUUGAUAGGCAUGGGGACAAACCAUCUAUCAGAGGAGCUCUAA